Messenger RNA from Acinonyx jubatus (cheetah), 4067 nucleotides. RefSeq names its product RecQ like helicase 4 (gene RECQL4). The record is from RefSeq and is a predicted model, not a curated record. Gene Ontology annotation, biological process: telomere maintenance; DNA replication; double-strand break repair via homologous recombination. NCBI's taxonomy places the organism in Eukaryota, Metazoa, Chordata, Mammalia, Carnivora, Felidae. Gene Ontology annotation, cellular component: chromosome; nucleus; cytoplasm. Gene Ontology annotation, molecular function: 3'-5' DNA helicase activity; ATP binding; zinc ion binding.
AUGAGGGUCCCACUGAUUGGCUGCCCCGGAGGAGGCUGCCCAGACGCCCCGCCUCCGACCCUGCGGGACGCCCCCAUUGGCUGGCGGCCGGCGUCUCCCUCGCGGCGGGAGAUUUGCGGAGCCCGCGGCCGCGGGGCGAGCGCCAUGGAGCGACUGCGGGACGUGCGGGAGCGGCUGCAGGCUUGGGAGAGCGCGUUCCGGCGGCGGCGCGGGAGGCGGCCGGGCCAGGAGGACGUGGCGGCGGCGCCUGAGGAUACCCGGGCGCUCUACCGGGAGUACCGCGCCCUGAAGGAGGCCCUGAAGGAGGCAGAAGGGGUCGGACCCCGCGGCCCCAAGCAAUCGCUUUCCGUGCAGGCAGAGGAGGUGCCAGAACCCAGCUGCUGGGGGCCCCACUUGAAUCGGGCUGCGACCCACAGUCCACAUCCUCCUCUUUCUGGGCCAAGCCGGCCAGGGUCUGUGCGGGACUACGGGGAGAGGCUUAAGGCCAACCUCAAGGGCACCCUGCAGGCUGGGCCAGCCCUGAGCCGCAUACCCCGGACUCCACGAAGACCCUCGUCCGAGAUGCCCACCCCAAGGCCACCAGGUGCAGGGGCUGCCCUCAUCUCUCCAGAAGAAGUCAGUGAGGUGCCCUUGCAGCCUGCUGGGCCCCAGCUGAGGCCGGGCUGCCUCCAGCAGCUACAGGCAUCCUUGAGCCUGCGACUGGGCUCCCUAGACCCUGGCUGGCUGGAGCGGUGUCACAACGGGGCCCCAGAUUUUCUGGGGGCUUCCAAGGCCUGCCAGCCUAACUUGGGUGUAGAGCAGUCACAGUCUCUGACUUCAUGUGUCCCAUCUGUCCCUGGUCCCAGCACUAGCCCUGAGGCUCAAGCCCUACAGACAGCUGGAGUCAGUGCAGGGAGCCCCCAACCUGGCGACAGUCAAGGCAAGAGGUGGACACGGAAUAGGGAGCCAGAGGGGAGCCCUGCACAGGCCCAGCAAGACGGCCAAAUAGGACCCCUGCCUGAGGAAGCUGGGACUGCAGAACAUGCAGAAGACCCUUCGGGAAAACCCCUGUGGGCACAGCGCCCCAGUGGCGCCACAGCCUCCAGGUACCACAGCUUCAGCCCCAGUAGGGUCACCUUAAGUCGAGCCAGGUUGGGGCAGGCUUGGGGCAUGGCCCACUUGUACAUCCCUUCUAGAGUAGCUGUGCGGAACGGAGGUAAUUACGUGCGGCUCAACAUGAAGCAGAAACGCUACGUGCGGGGCCCGGCUCUCCGUGGAAGGCUCCUCCGCAAGCAGAUGUGGAAGCAGAAGUGGCAGAAGAAAGGGGAGCAUUUUGUAGGUGGUCGGCCCAGAGCCACACUCAAGAAUUCUUGCUUCCGGUGUGGGCAGCUAGGCCACUGGUCAUCCCAGUGCCCCCAACCAGAGCAUACCCCAGCCCCCCAGAAGAAAGGUGGUGAGAAUGAAGACGACACACAGACCCUGCUCACUUUGGAGGAAGUAGUCCAGAGGACAGGCAGUGCCAGCUGCCGAUUCCCUGUGAGUGAGAAAGAUCCAGAGCCUGCUGGGCCUGAGCUGUUGGUCACCGUGGAACAGCCCGUGCCCCGGGUGCCCUGCCUGCCCCCUACCGUGCCACCACUUUACCCACCAGGGCCCUCUGGGCAAGUGGCAGAGACGCCAGCUGAGGUAUUCCAGGCCCUGGAGCAGCUAGGGCACCGUGCCUUCCGCCCCGGACAGGAGCAUGCGGUCAUGCAGAUCCUCUCUGGCAUAUCCACGCUGCUGGUGUUGCCCACCGGUGCUGGCAAGUCCUUGUGCUACCAGCUCCCCGCGCUGCUUUAUGCCCGGCGGAGCCCCUCCCUCACACUGGUCAUCUCUCCCCUCCUGUCUCUCAUGGACGACCAGGUGUCUGGCCUGCCCCCAUGCCUGAAGGCAGCCUGCAUCCAUUCAGGCAUGACCAGGAAGGAGCGGGACUCUGCCCUGAAGAAGGUUCAGGCGGCCCAGGUGCACGUUCUGAUGCUGUCACCCGAGGCACUGGUUGGGGCUGCGGCAGGGACCCCUGGCUCCCUCCCUCAGCUGCCUCCCGUUGCCUUUGCCUGUGUCGACGAGGCCCACUGCCUGUCCCAGUGGUCCCACAACUUCCGGCCCUGCUACCUGCGUGUCUGUAAGGUGAGCCUCCUUUGGGGUGCGAGCGAAGGGGCAAGGGAGGGUGGGUGGGGCACCUUCACUGGCUCCUCUCCCACACAGGUGCUGCGGGAACACAUGGGUGUCCGCUGCUUUCUGGGUCUUACGGCCACGGCUACGCACAGCACCUCAAGAGACAUGGCUCAGCAUCUAGGCGUGGCUGAGGAGCAUGUCCUCAGAGGGCCAGUCACCAUCCCCACCAACCUGUACCUCUCUGUGUCCACGGACAGGAACCCAGACCAGGCUUUGGUGACACUGCUGCAGAGUGAUCGUUUUCGCGACCUGAACUCUGUCAUCGUCUACUGCAACAGACGCGAAGACACGGAGCGCAUUGCUGCGCUGCUCCGCACCUGCCUGUGCCAGGCCCCGGAAGCUGUGGCCGAAGCCUACCACGCCGGCAUGUGUGCCCGGGAGCGGCGGCGGGUGCAGCAGGCCUUCAUGGAGGGCCGGCUGCGGGUGGUGGUGGCCACAGUGGCCUUCGGGAUGGGGCUGGACCGGCCAGACGUGCGGGCCGUGCUGCACCUGGGGCUGCCCCCCAGCUUUGAGAGCUACGUGCAGGCUGUGGGCCGGGCUGGACGGGACGGCCAGCCCGCACACUGCCACCUCUUUCUACAGCCCCAGGGUCAGGACCUGCAGGAGUUGCGUAGACACGUGCAUGCCGAGGCCUCCGACUUCCUUGCCGUGAAGAAGCUGGUACAGUGCUCGUUCCCACCCUGCACCUGCACCCAUGCCCAACAGCCCCCAGAGCAGGAGGGAGCCAAGAGCCAAGAGAGGCCUGUGACCGUGUCCCCGAGCAAGGCCGAGCAAGCCAGCAACAAAGGCCUAGCCCAGUGCCUGGGUCAUGAGCGGGCACUCCCAGUGCAGCCGCUGGUGCAGGCCCUGGACAUGCCUGAGGAGGCCAUUGAGACCCUGCUGUGCUACCUGGAGCUACACCCACGGCGCUGGCUGGAGCUGCUGGCACCCACCUAUGCCUACUGCCACCUGCGCUGCCCUGGGGGCCUCCCCCAGCUCCAGGCCCUGGCCCGCAGGUGUCCUCCACUGGCGGUCUGGUUAGCCCAGCAGCCACAGGAAAACAUAGGCGAAGGAAGCUAUUCCGUAGAGUUUGACGUGGUUAAGUUGGCCGACUCGAUGGGCUGGAAGCUCGCCCCUGCAAAGCAGGCUCUCCGUCAACUGCAGUGGUACCCAGAGCCCAGGACAGGUGCAUAUCGGGACACAGGGGUGCUGGUGGAGUUCCGGGAGCUCGCCUUCUGUCUGCACAGCCCCGGAGACCUGACAGCCCACGAGAAGGACCAGAUCUGUGACUUCCUAUAUGAACGUGUACAAACCCGUGAGCAGGAGGCCCUGGCACGCCUGCGACGCACCUUCCAGGCCUUUCACAGUGUAGCCUUCCCCAGCUGCGGGCCCUGCUUGGAGCAGCCUGAUGAGGAGCACAGUGCCAGGCUCAAGGCUCUGCUCAGCGGCUACUUCGAGGAAGAGGGGCCAGGAGGCAUGGAAGACGAGCAGGGCCCAGAGCCAGGACAGGCCAGGAUCCAGGACUGGGAGGACCAGAUACGCCAGGACAUCCGCCAUCUCCUGUCCUCGUGGCCAGACCAGCAGUUCUCGGGCAGGGCUGUGGCCCGUAUCUUCCAUGGCAUCGGAAGCCCCUGCUAUCCAGCCCAGGUGUAUGGGCGGGACCGGCGUUUCUGGAGAAAACACCUGCAUCUGAGCUUCCGUGCCCUGAUGCGUUUAGCUACAGAGGAGAUCCUGCUGUGGGGCCACUGACCACCCUGCCGCAGGCCAGCCCUGCUCCCCCAUGUCACACACAGGGGGCUGUGUGGCCACCGUGCCGAGGGAGCCAGGUGUGGCAGUUUAUCAGGGAAAAGAGAAGGGACAUUUGUGGCCAAGACAGUGACCGACUACCUGGGCAAAGC